UUGUCUCAGCGCUGUUUCUCCACGCGCUGUUCAAAGUCAAGUCUAGCGUAAAGGGAACUACAGCUCUCAGCCCCAACUUCAGCAACCCUGGGCACCUUGUCUCCGGUCGUAUGGGAGCAACAGUACCAUUUGGAGCAGGAAAUACGCGUGCCAUGUGGUAGCAGUCUGACGCCGCGUUUCAUGGAUUAUUUCAUAAAGCUCACACCUGCAGCUGACUGUCACUGAGGCAGGAUGAACGGCUAUGACACCCCGACCUCCAAUGUCUUUGGUUCCUACAGCUCCCAAAUCAAUGGCCAUGGCUCAUCUCCAGAGCCUUCAAAGUCUAAAGCCAAGUCCAGUGCCAAAGCUCUUUAUGGAAGAGAAGAAAUGUAUUUCCUUCGCUCAUCUGCCAAAAACAAAAAGCGAAGUCAAAAACAAAGAAAACACUACACAAAAAAUAGCAUCAACAGCCUGACGGACACUUCACAGUAUCAUGUGGAGCACCUGACCACAUUUGUUCUGGACCGUAAAGAUGGGAUGAUCACUGUGGACGAUGGGAUUAGGCGCCUGCGCCUGCUUGAUGCCAAAGGCAAAGUGUGGACUCAGGAGAUGCUGCUGCAGGUGGAGGACAAGGCCGUGAGCCUCAUAGACCUGGAGACCAAGAAUGAGCUGGAAAACUUCCCCAUUGGGACGAUACAGCACUGUCAGGCUGUAAUCAACGCCUGCAGUUAUGACUCCAUCCUGGCGUUGGUUUGUAAAGAGUCGGGGCAGAUCAAACCUGACCUGCACCUUUUCCAGUGCGAUGACAUCAAGGCAAACCUGAUCCAUGCAGAUAUUGAGAGUGCCAUCAGUGAUGCCAAAGGUGGAAAAGUAAAGAGGAGGCCAGAGACGCUAAAAAUGAUCCUAAAAAGUGAUGGGAUCAUCCCCCCACCUCCUGCUGCCCCUGCCCCCGAGCCCCCUGCUACUGACACUCAGGUGGAUGUGAAGAGUCGUGUGGCAGCCUGGUCUGCGUGGACCAGUGAGCAGCAAGACUAUGAGAAGCAGAGAGUGUACGAGCUGGAUGGUUCAGUGGAGAUGACAGCAGCUCGUGUCGACAGAGAAGUGCAAAUAUUGAACCACCUUUUGGAUGACAUUGAGUUCUUUGUAACAAAACUGCAAAAGGCAGCAGAAGCUUUCAAUGAGCUCUCCAAGAGGAAAAAGUCUAAAAAGGGCAAAAGGAGAAGUCCAGGAGAGGGCGUCCUCACUCUGCGCUCCAAGCCUCCGAAUGAAGAAGAGUUUGUUGAUUGUUUGCAAAAAUUCAAACAUGCCUUCAAUCAGCUGGGAACACUGAAGGACCAGAUUCAAAACCCGAGUGCUGUGGAUCUAGUUCACUUCCUGUUCAUGCCACUCAAGAUGGUGAUCCAGGCCUCAGGCAGUGUGGAUUUGGCUCGUAGCGUCAUUGUUCCUCUCCUCACAAAAGAAGCCAUUGACUUCCUCCAUGCAGCAGGCACAGCAGAGGAGAGACACAUGUGGGUGGCACUGGGGGAUGGCUGGACCAAGUGCAGGUUGGAGUGGCCCAAAGAUCACUAUUUCCCUCCUUGUGUUCUGAAGUUUCGUGAUGGUUGGGAACCUCCAGCUAUUCCCAUGGUCCCCCCCUCACGUGAACAGGAGCUGGCACAUUUGGCCGAGAGCCUGGCGAAUGCUGACAUCCAGAGGAAUGAGGAGCUGAAGCUUCGACUGGCCCAAGAGCAUACAGCGCUGCAGAGGUUUCCUCCUGGAGACGGGUAUGUCAACACCGCAUACAAACGCAUGCAGGCUUUGGACCCCAACAUGGCCGUGGCCACUUUUAGGCAAGCUGUCACCCGCUGUGUCGACCGGGGGUAUGAGGCUGAUGACAGAGGUCAAAAUAAGCUGAUCGCCAAAUCAAAAUAUGACUUUGUUGCAAGGAAUAAUACAGAACUGUCAGUGUUGAAGGAUGAAGUCUUAGAGGUUCUUGAUGACAGAAAGCAGUGGUGGAAAGUCCGUAAUGGUUGUGGGGCAUGUGGUUAUGUGCCAAACAACAUCCUAGAGCUCACCAAAGCAGUGGACAUAACAGGUAGAGGAGAGCCCGUCUACAGCCACACUAUCCAGCUUAUGAUGCCAAAGAAGGAGUUUGAGUUGUUCAAGAAGCAGUCCACCAGACCAGAGCACUCUAAACCAGUGGUGACUCCAAUGCCCCCGACACCCACGUCCCCGAUGUCUCCUGUGUCCCCACCCCCUCCUGCCCCUGCUGGCCUGCCCACUCCACCUCUGCCCCCUCCCACCGGUGAGACCCCCAAACCCAGCAGCUGCAGCAGCACUGUGAGUCGCCACAACAGCACCACGUCCAGCGAGGGAAAUGUUGCCAUGAGGGAGCACAGCCAGGCACAACCAGCCAUACCUGCAAACAGGAGGAAAUCCAACAUGGAGGAGGUGCAGGAUGAGCUCAUGCACAGACUGACUUUGGGACGAAGCGCACAGAAGAAGUUUCAGGUGCCGUGCCGAGGCAACAGCCAGCAGACUGUCAACAUCACAUAUGAGUCCUCUCCAGACGACGUGCGGAGCUGGCUCGAGACCAAAGGCUUCAGCCCUGUGACCAUCUCAAGCUUGGGAGUCUUGACUGGUGCCCAACUCUUCUCUCUGAACAAAGAGGAGCUGAAGACAGUUUGUCCUGAUGAUGGAGCUCGAGUCUACAGCCAAGUGAUGGUGCAGAAGGCAGCGCUGGAGAGGAGCUCUGGUGCUGAGCUGCAGGAGAUCAUGAGGAGGCGACAGGAAAAGCUAGCGGCCUCCACCUGUGAUUCAGGGGUGGAGUCUUUUGAUGAAGGCAGCACUCACUGAGAGUCCUCCUUUCAGUUAAGCUUUCAUUCACAGCUACAGUUUUGUCUCAUGCUGUCCAUGUUUAGGCAGCAGAGGAUCAUGCUCAUUUUGUGGAGGUUAUGCGGCGCCGACAGGAGCUUCUCAACUCUUCUCCAUAAGGACAACGCAUGAAGUCUGUUCUAACAUGCACCAACUCUGCCUGACCAAGAAGCCUAAAGGACUUGAGGAAACUCAGUGGGUUGUUAUUACCAUCACCGCUCAGUAUUACGGCUACAAGCUCCACUUUGUGCCUAAUGUUUUCAAUCUGAACAGGCCCUGAAAAGUCCUGUGCGAUUUGUAUUCAUAAAACAUAUGUCCUGUGUUUAAUACUGCAGUGUUUAAUACACACAGUUUUAUACAAAUGUAAAAUAUCUAUUACUGAUUAAAAACCUAUCUAGUCUUUCUUUUCUCUUCUGUCCUCUAUUGACUUAAGUUGGUUAAAAGCUGAGCCAAGGUUGGUUAAAAAUAGACGGCUUGUAAUAGUCCACACUUUGUCAGUGAGAGAUCUCCAGAGAAUGCUACUAUACCUCUACCUGCAAUUGUGAAGGAAACUUGUGUUUUGUGAGUACAAUUUGACUGAUCACUCAGAAUUUUUUUAUGAAAAAUUCUUAAGGCACAAACUGGAACUGAUAGCUGACAUGUGAAUGUAAAACUGUAACAAUUGUUGACUAUUGACUAUUCUCUUGGGAAUAUCCAGCUACAAAGUACAGUACAAAUAACCACCUAUGAAAAUUAAUAUUUAUGUAUAUUUGCUCUUCGGGAAGCAGUAUCAAAUGAGUUUUAGUGUGAUAUGAAAUGUUAAUAAAUAAGAAUGGAUAAGGAAUGUCUUUCUGUAAAAGACUUAGCUUAGACAAAUUGAGCAUUUUUGCACAGGAAAAUGACUUCUCUGAUCAUGUGUGGAUCUUAAAUUCAAGUCAUUGUGCAAUCUGAGUGAAUGUAGUAGCUGCUCCUGCUUCUUGUAUAAGCUCCACCAAAAGCAACCAGUAGCCUCACAGGUGCAUGUAAUGUUGCUAGCCUGAUUUGCCCAAGACGUUAGAAUGUGUAAAUAUUUUUAAGCAGUAGGAUUGUAUUGCUACACAAUUUACACCCAGUCUGCCCAUGUCUCAGAUUGUGUCAUUCUGAAAGUACUUUUUAGAUUGGAUACAAACCCAUUUUGUAGUUUCAUUGGUCUAAGAGCAUUCAUUUUCACUCAGGUGUUUGGGUACUGGCAGUUGCCACAACUGUUUGUCUGGAAGUUUUGAUUUUUCCAGGUCUGCAAAAAAAAAAAAAAAAAAAAAAAAAAAAAGGACCACAAACUGUUUGUCCAGUGGAGCAAAAACAUGAACUAGGACUGUUUUGAUCUGUAUCAGUCUCAUGAGUCACACAACUGUAUAACUGUGUAUUUGAUUAUAUAAGUAUGUGUUCAGACACAAGAGGUAAACAAUAAAAGGAGUUUGAUUUCCUGUCACCAUUUGUGACAAUUGUAAUACUGAUUUUGAUGCACUUAGCCAUUUUGUGGUAGCUCAAAUAUGUGUUUCUAUCAAUACAGAAUAAUAAUGUUCAUGACAGAAAUACGACUGUUUAGUAAACCCACAGAUGCCAAUCAGAAUCAUUGGUUUGAUGAUGCAUUUGUAGACUUUUCAUGGUGCCUUUUCUGUUUGGA
This is a messenger RNA of Boleophthalmus pectinirostris (great blue-spotted mudskipper), 4474 nucleotides long. It is a transcript of the gene eps8a, whose product is annotated as epidermal growth factor receptor pathway substrate 8a. NCBI's taxonomy places the organism in Eukaryota, Metazoa, Chordata, Actinopteri, Gobiiformes, Gobiidae. The transcript is spliced from 23 exons. The coding region runs from base 232 to 2814 and encodes 860 amino acids. Gene Ontology annotation, biological process: Rho protein signal transduction; positive regulation of ruffle assembly; regulation of Rho protein signal transduction. Gene Ontology annotation, molecular function: actin binding. Gene Ontology annotation, cellular component: vesicle; ruffle membrane; plasma membrane. The record is from RefSeq and is a predicted model, not a curated record.